This is a messenger RNA of Melospiza melodia melodia, 2183 nucleotides long. It is a transcript of the gene WAC, whose product is annotated as WW domain containing adaptor with coiled-coil. The record is from RefSeq and is a predicted model, not a curated record. Gene Ontology annotation, biological process: regulation of autophagy; positive regulation of TORC1 signaling. The coding region runs from base 90 to 2030 and encodes 646 amino acids. Lineage: Eukaryota; Metazoa; Chordata; Aves; Passeriformes; Passerellidae. Gene Ontology annotation, molecular function: RNA polymerase II complex binding; chromatin binding. The transcript is spliced from 14 exons. Gene Ontology annotation, cellular component: nucleus.
CGCCCCCGCCUCCCCCCUCGGCGCCUGUGGCCCGGCCGCGGCCGUGCCCUCCUGGUCCCCUCACCCUCACACACACAGGCCGGGCAUUGAUGGUAAUGUAUGCGAGGAAACAGCAGAGACUCAGUGAUGGCUGUCACGACCGCAGGGGGGACUCGCAGCCCUACCAGGCUCUUAAGUACUCAUCCAAGAGUCACCCCAGUGGUGGUGAUCACCGUCAUGACAAGAUGCGCGACACCACAGAUCCCUCACCACCAAACAAAAUGCUGCGGCGCUCGGACAGCCCUGAAAACAAAUACGGUGACAGCACAGGGCACAGUAAAGCAAAAAGUGUGCAUACUCACAGAGUUAGAGAGAGGGAUGGUGGGACCAGUUACUCUCCACAAGAAAAUUCACACAACCACAGUGCUCUUCAUAGUUCAAAUUCCCAUUCUUCUAAUCCCAGCAAUAAUCCAAGCAAAACUUCUGAUGCAGCUUAUGACUCUGCGGAUGACUGGUCUGAGCACAUCAGCUCUUCAGGCAAAAAGUACUACUACAACUGCCGGACAGAAGUUUCACAGUGGGAGAAACCAAAAGAGUGGCUGGAAAGAGAGCAGAGACAAAAAGAAGCAAGCAAAAUGUCAGUUAACAGUUUUCCAAAAGAUAGGGAUUACAGAAGAGAGGUGAUGCAGGCGACAGCUGCCAGUGGGUUUGCCAGUGGAAUGGAAGACAAGCAUUCCAGUGACACCAGCAGUAUGCUCCCACAGAAUAUUUUAUCUCAAACGAGCAGGCACAAUGACAGAGACUACAGACUGCCAAGAGCAGAGACUCACAGUAGUUCUACUCCAGUACAGCAUCCCAUCAAAACAGUGGUUCAUCCAACUGCUACCCCAAGCACUGUUCCUCCUAGUCCAUUUUCUCUACAAUCUGAUCACCAGCCAAAGAAAUCCUUUGAUGCUAAUGGAGCAUCUACUUUAUCAAAACUGUCUACAUCCGCAUCUUCCAUCCCUGCACAGAAAACAGAGAGAAAAGAGUCUGCAUCUGUGGACAAGUCUGUAUCCCAUUCUUGCACAACUCCUUCUACAUCUUCUGCUUCUGGACUGAAUCCAACUUCUGCGCCUGCUUCAUCUGCUCCUACAGUUCCUGUUUCACCUAUCCCACAAUCACCAAUUCCUCCAUUACUUCAGGACCCAAAUCUCCUUCGACAGCUGCUGCCUGCUCUGCAAGCCACCUUGCAGCUUAAUAAUUCUAGCGUAGAUAUAUCCAAAAUCAAUGAAGUUCUAACAGCAGCUGUGACACAAGCCUCUCUGCAGUCUAUACUCCAUAAAAUUCUUACUGCUGGACCAUCUGCUUUCAAUAUCACCUCCCUAAUUUCUCAAGCUGCACAACUGUCUACGCAAGCUCAGCCAUCCAAUCAGUCUCCAAUGUCUUUAACAUCUGAUGCCUCAUCACCAAGAUCAUACGUGUCUCCAAGGAUAAGCACGCCGCAGACUAACACUGUUCCACUGAAACCUUUGAUGACUACGCCACCAGUAUCAUCCCAGCAGAAGGUUGCUACUCCAGGUGUUAAACAAGGACCAGCUUCCCAGGCAGCACCUCAGCAGCCAGUAAUAGCUGACAAGCAGGCAGGUCAUGAACCUGCCUCUCCACGAAGUCUUCAGCGUUCGAGUAGUCAAAGAAGUCCAUCACCAGGUCCAAAUCAUACCUCUAGCAGUAGUGCAUCCAACUCAACACCUGCACCACAGAAUCCAUCUGUACGACCCACAUGUUCAUUAACACCUACGCUAGCAGCACACUUCAAUGAGAACCUUAUAAAGCAUGUUCAGGGCUGGCCUGCAGAUCACGCAGAAAAGCAGGCAUCAAGAUUACGUGAGGAAGCCCAUAACAUGGGAAGUGUGCAUAUGUCAGAAAUUUGUACUGAAUUAAAGAAUUUAAGGUCUUUAGUUCGAGUAUGUGAAAUUCAAGCAACUUUGCGUGAGCAAAGGAUACUAUUUUUGAGGCAACAAAUUAAAGAACUUGAAAAGCUAAAGAAUCAGAAUUCCUUCAUGGUGUGAAAAAUUGUAAACAAUUGCACAUGGUUUUGAGUACAGGAACUAUUAAACUGAUGCCCAGUCUUAACACUUUUGAGCUGCAUUUGAGUAGACUUUGGACCGUUGAGCUGGGCAGAAAAAAAAAGUUGACAUGGGGAAGGGGACAGGAGGGAGUCA